Messenger RNA from Coffea eugenioides, 726 nucleotides. RefSeq names its product ankyrin repeat-containing protein ITN1-like. Gene Ontology annotation, cellular component: plasma membrane. The coding region runs from base 1 to 726 and encodes 241 amino acids. Gene Ontology annotation, molecular function: protein phosphatase 1 binding; protein phosphatase regulator activity. The transcript has 2 exons. The record is from RefSeq and is a predicted model, not a curated record. NCBI's taxonomy places the organism in Eukaryota, Viridiplantae, Streptophyta, Magnoliopsida, Gentianales, Rubiaceae.
AUGGAGAGGUUGGAGAUGGAGAAAAGGCUUUAUGGUGCUGCCUUUGAAGGGAAUGAAAACACUCUGCAUGAGUUGCUUCAAGAAGACAAACGAGUUCUUGAUAGAGUUUCUCUUGCUUGUUUCAAUUACAACAACCCUUUACAUAUAGCAAUAAAUCGAGGGCAUGAAAAAUUUGUUGAAGCAAUUUUGGAUCAUAAUCCUGAGAUAUUGGGGAACCUAGAAGAUUCACGUCAAAAAUGGUCGUCCCUUCACCUGGCAUCAGCUAGAGGUCAUUUGAGAAUUGUUGAAGCAUUGAUAAGUGUUGAUCCUGAGAGGUGUUUCGAUUCUGAUCAAGAUGGCAGGAACCCUCUUCAUAUUGCAGCCAUCAAAGGCAAAAUUGAAGUGUUGGAAGUGUUGGUUGAUGCAAGGCCUUUUGCUGCCCGCGAGAAGACAAAACGUGGGGAGACCAUCUUGCAUUUGUGUGUGAAGUAUCACCAGUUAGAGGCAUUAAAGAAGUUGCUGGAGGCUGUGGAUGAUGAUGAAUUCUUGAAUCAGACGGAUGAUGAUGGCCUUACAAUAUUGCAUUUGGCUGUUAUUGGCAAGCAAAUUGAGGGAAGAGAGGAGAGGGAGAAAGAGGGGUGGCAAGGGGAUGAUGGGGAGGAAGGAGAGAUAAGGGGAGAGAAAAGGAGGAGGAAGAAAUGGAAGAGAAGAGAGGAAGAGGUGGGAGGGGGCGAUAGGGAGAGAUAG